Molecule: messenger RNA, 1137 nt
Organism: Durusdinium trenchii
Lineage: Eukaryota; Dinophyceae; Suessiales; Symbiodiniaceae
Source: the annotation of a GenBank genome assembly
AGGCCAUUUUGGCCCAAGUGUUGAGCACGGCAGGGCAGUCUGCAGGGCAGUCUGCAGGGCAUGUCGUUGUCCACAUUGCCAAUAAAGUUUUGGCUUCUGAUUGCCACAGUCUCGGCAUGGUCCUUCCAAGGGCAGGACCUAAGAGAAGCCGUGCAUGCAUGGUGUGACGGUGACACACAGAUGGAUGGCAUGGGGCACAUUGGCACAUGGAACGUUUCCAGGGUGACCAACAUGUCAAGGCUUUUUGAAGGCCCGGGGCCCGUGUUUGGAAAAUUGCUGCUUGGUGUCGGUAGUGGUCAUCGUUUUAGAGUCUUCAAGGCCUAGAUAGAUGUCGGGCACGUUUUGGAAGAUGUGGGCGGGCAGAUUUAUUGGUUCCACACUGGUGGCAGGCUGCUCCUCCUUCAAUGAAGACAUUCAUGCAUGGGACACCUCUGCCGUCAUUGACAUGGCCCAUAUGUUCCGCAAUGCCACACAGUUCAACCAACCCAUCGGCACAUGGAACACCUCUGCCGUGACAAGCAUGGAAGCGAUGUUCGAUGGUGCUGCUGAAUUUAACCAGCCGAUUCAUACGUGGGACAUUUCGGCCGUCACCAACAUGGAACGUAUCUUCGAUGGAGCGAUGGCUUUCAACCAGACGAGGCCGGUCUUUGAUGUGGACACCGGCCACUGGUCCUUCGAAUGUUUGGCGGGCCACGUGCGCAGCAACGGCACCUGCCAUCCAUGUGCUCAUGGCUUGGUGGCGAGCAAAGGUGCAACAACAUGCUAUCGCUGCGAGGUGGGAGCCAUACCAGCGGAAGACCAUGGUAGCUGUCGAGUUUGUCCAUUUGGGACCUUUGCUGAGCAAGGAAUUUGCCGCAAACACUAUCAGAUCCAUUUCCUGCCAAUCUUGGCUACUGCAGCAGCCGCACUAGUGGCGUGGGCUUUUAUCACGUGCUGCUGCUUCGAGCUCAACAGACACACGCCAGCAGAGGGGCCGGCUGCUGGGGACUGCGUUUGACUUGCCUGCCCCUGCAUGCUUCAGAAAUCCCAACAUCCGGUGUGGAUUAGCCUGUGAAGCUGUAAAGAACUGUUUCCAGCCGGAACAGAGGCAAAGAGACCUUACAAGAAUGCAUGUGAGCGAAAAAGAGAGCUGGAGGC